CUAGCAAGCGUUUCAUCGCAGGUUAAGAGAACAAGAGGCCUGUCUUCUCAAACCAGAUUGCAAGAAGCCCUAAAGCCAACAGAAGCAGAAGAAACACUGAACUCUGACCAUGGCUCUCGCUUCUCGUCUCGUUAACAAAUCCAAACUGGUUUGUGCUAGUCAAAUACUUGUACAAAAGGAGCACACCAUCCUGGUCCGUCACUUUGCCAAAGAUUCCGGUCCUCCUGCAUUAAAGGGAGAUCAGAUGUUGAAGAAUGCCUUUUCGGAGGUGAAGACAAAAUUUGAAGCAGCGAUUGGAAUAUUAAGGAAAGAGAAGAUCACUAUUGAUCCGGAUGAUCCAGCUGCAGUUUCUCAUUACGCGAGGAUCAUGAGGACAAUAAGGGAGAAAGUAAGCGCGUUUACUGAAGCUCAACGUAUCAGACACACAAUUCAAACAGAAACACAAGAUAUUCCUGAUGCUCGUACUUAUCUUUUGACUUUGAAGGAAAUAAGAAUUAAGAGCGGUAUUAAAGAUGAUAUGGGUGCAGAGGCCAUGAUGAUGGAAGCAUUGGACAAAGUUGAAAAGGAUCUGAAGAAACCUCUGAUGAGGGAUGAUAAGAAAGGAAUGGGUCUUCUCAUGGCUGAGUUCGAGAAGAUGAACAAAAAACUUGGCAUUCGGAAGGAAGAUCUACCAAAGCAUGAGGAGAAGCUAGAGCUCGAUGUUGCCAAGGCACAACUAGUGGAGCUGAAGAAAGAUGCUCUAGAGGCAAUGGAGACUCAAAAGAAGAGGGAGGAAUUCAAGGAUGAGGAAGCGGUUGAAGCCAAAAACCUGGACAUCAGAAACUUCCUCUAAGGCCUGUCUUUCUUUCUUCUGUUUACAUAACUUGGAUAAUGAUGAAUGCAUUCGCGUUUCUUCAAUAAGUAGACACCAAUUUGGGAGUGCAAUGGCGGUUGAAGAGUUAUUUAACAUCUCUGCAUCUUUAAUAUUUCAACUUCCCGGUGUUAUGACUGGAAAUUGGAGUUAUCAACCUUGAAAUUUUCCCCUUCAGUUUUAUGGCUUUUUUUUGGUUCCCACUCUGUGGAGGCUGGAUUCGAGCCCAUGUACUGUAUAAAGCUUCAUUAAGUCCUGUCGUCCCAUUCCAUGAUUAGGGCGAGUAAUCUCAUAUGCUAACCCCAUCGUCUGGAACUCUGGAUUUUCUCAGAGACGGAGGAUUAAUCAAAGUCCAUUGAAUACGCA
This is a messenger RNA of Neltuma alba, 1216 nucleotides long. RefSeq names its product probable ATP synthase 24 kDa subunit, mitochondrial. Bases 110 to 832 code for a protein of 240 amino acids. Gene Ontology annotation, biological process: pollen development. The transcript is spliced from 7 exons. NCBI's taxonomy places the organism in Eukaryota, Viridiplantae, Streptophyta, Magnoliopsida, Fabales, Fabaceae. The record is from RefSeq and is a predicted model, not a curated record.